UUCAGCCCUCACCUUUUACGCUAGAAAACAAUACGUCAGGGACAGGGGCGUGUCCGCUGAAGCCUGCUCCUGCGGGCCUGUUGUGCCGGGUUUAAGUAUUAAAUGCAACCCUGUGUUGGCACAAAGGUCAUAGUCAAGCAGAAAAUAUAAAAGCAAAUGCAUAAGAAUGUCGGACUUUGGAGAAAUCCUUCGGGCUAUUGGGGAAUUUGGGACAUUCCAGAAGCUUAUCUUAUUUGCCCUUACCCUGCCAAACAUGAUUUUAUGCUUUCAUUUCGCCAGUGUGUACUUUGUCCAGUCAGAUCCGGAGCGCCACUGUAACACUGACUGGAUCCUGAGAGCCGAUCCGAACCUGAGCCCAGGGGAGCAGCUGAACCUGACCGUACCCCGGGAGCAGGAUGGGAGCUUCAGCCGGUGCCGGAUGUUUGUUCCUGUGGACUGGAGCAUCAGUGAGAUCAGACGGCGUGGCCUCAGAGAGACCACUGAGUGUGUGAGCGGGUGGCUGUACCACAGCUCGCUCUACACCUCCACCAUAGUCACCGAUUUUGAUCUGGUUUGUAGUCGAGCUUAUUUAUUACAAGUAGCGCAAACGGUCCUAAUGGCUGGAAUCCUCAUUGGGUGUCUCUUGUUUGGACCUUUUGCUGAAUCGUUUGGUCGGAAGCGUGCAACUCAGAUACCCGUCGUGGUGCUGUUGGUGUUCACUGCUACCACCGGACUAUGUCACAAUUUGCAUCUGUAUUAUGCCUCCCAGUUCAUGGUAGGAAUGGGAUACGGAGGAUACCGAGUGAACGCCGUCGUUCUGGCCACAGAGUGGAUCGGAGUGUCCAGACGGUCCUGGGGUGCGUGCGUGACCCAGGUAUUUAACGCCAUCGGCCAGUGUGUCCUGGCUGGUCUGAUCUACAUGAUCCGAGACUGGAGACUGGCUCAGCUCCUCACUGUAGCUCCACUGUCUGUGGUGGUCAUUUAUAUCUGGUUUGUUCCAGAAUCUGCCCGCUGGCUGCUGUACAGGGGACGGACAGAAGAGGCUAAAGUGCUGCUGGCGAGGGUGGCCACCAUCAACAAACGCCCCUUUCCUGAAGCUCUACUGACAAAGAUUUCCGUCAAAGACCAAGUGCAGGAGAGCAGAACUACAGUGUUCUUCCGGUCGUCCGUACUGAGGAGGAACUUGUUAGUCAUCACGUUUGCAUGGUUCUCCGGGAGUCUCACCUACUACUGCCUCUCGUUCAACAUGGGGAAUUUUGGCCUCAACAUCUUUCUGACUCAGCUCAUAUUCGGUCUGACGGAACUUCCGGUCCACAUUCUUGGCAUCUGGCUGCUGGAAGCUGUCGGGAGGAAGAUGUCGUUGAUGGGAACUCUGCUGACGGCAGGCUUCUUGUGCUUCAUGAUGCUCCCAGUAGUCGGUCAGUCUGUCGUCAUCACCUUGCUGGCUACUUCAGGACGGUUCCUAACCAACUGGGCUGGAUCCGUGUGUAAUGUGUACAUCCAGGAGCUCUUCCCAACGUCGAUACGACAAACAGCUUCUGGUCUGGGCUCCAUCGUCAGCAGAAUCGGCGGGACAUUGUCCCCAGUGGUCAACAUGAUGGCCCUGUACCACUGGUCCGUUCCCAUCGUCUGCUACAGUGGCAUGGCAGUGGUCAGUGGAGCUCUGUGCUUCCUGCUCCCGGAAACCAGACGACUGGAGCUGCCCGACUCUACUGAAGAGGCGGAGUGCAUCAGUGAGAAACCUACAUUACAGAGUCGUUCCACCUCAGCCUGAGUCAGCAGCGGAGGUCUUCAGAGCAGACAUCGACAGAACAGGAAGAAGCUGAAAUAAGAGAUGCUAAAUGAUAGAAGCGGAGAGACUCAAACACAUCUCUUUUUAAAGGACAUGAGGUGAUUUCAGAACUGUUCUGCUGAGAUAAAAGCAGGCGUCAGCUGUCAUAUUUAAUACACGCUGUUCGACUCCUGAAUCAGUGCUGUGCAGCUCAGAGGAGUCAUACACCCUGUGUACAUCAGUGUGCUGAAGUGACUUGACAUGGUCACUUUUUUUUUUACUUUAUUAGAUAUGUGAGAUGAGUGUGUGUUGAUCUCAAUGACAAACUUAUGUGAGGUACAAUGGAAGACAAACAGCACCUUUUUCCCCACCCUUUUUCUGCAUGUUCACCCCUCCCCUGUCACAGUUUCUCAUAACCCACGAAUCAAUAGAAGUGACCGGUCGAAGGGAAAUGAACAGUGAAUGUGGUCAGAGGAAAUGAAGAUAUUGAGUUCAAUAAUGAAUAUAGUGAAGAUCAAAAGUGCAACUUAAGAUUGCCUUGAAGAAGAACCACUGAAAACUCAUUUACCCACCAUGUUUCUCAAUACAUUCUUGUUAAGUCUUGGCCAGGUUAACUAUUACCUUCACAUGUUUCAAACAGUAAUUUUCCACCUCCGUGUGCACCUGAGAACGCAUGGUUGCAUGUGUCCGUUGUGGAAAGGGAUGCAUCCUAAACGACAUCUUCUUCAGUUAACAGACUAUAAAAUAUACAUUUGAUGCUCGGUAUCUCUGCUGCUAUCGUCUCCAUAAAAGACAGACAAACAAGAUGAAGUCAUGAAACGCCAUGUGUUGCUUCAUGAACCCAUCGAACCCAGUCGUGGCACAUGGUCACAUGGGUCAUGUGAGAGUAGUAAAAGUGAUUUAUCAAACAGCCAGGGUCUGAGUCUUGGCUGGUGGGAACACAUUACCGUGGUACAGUCCCGCAGUAGGACGAUGGAAUCCCCCAGUGGGUCCUCACACAAGACCCCACACGGGGCCUCCAAGAAGGCCGAAAACUCUACUGUAUGACACCAGUCAGAGUUCUACCUCCCUUAAGCCGAAGCUCUAGAGAGGUGACCCUCUGAAAAGAGAGCGAAGAACACCAGAGAAGGAAAGAUUCCAGUCCGUAUCAAGGAGCUGGGUUCCAGAACCCAAGCUGUCCAUGCAAGUGAGCCCCAGCAGAUCCAACUGGUACCACCUCCCGCGCUGACUCAGGCUCCUUACCCCCACAGUGAGGUGACGUUCCAUGCUAUAAAUAUGGUCAAUAUAAUUUGAUCAAAGAAUGGCUUUUUAAUUCAUAUUUGUCUCUCUUUUCAUGCAUUUCACAGUUUAUUUUCUCAGUUUUCUUCGUGCAACAGUCAUGAAUCACAAAGCUACAAAGAUUGUUCUUUAAUGCGAAUGAAACCAGAGACGCUAAACAAAUAUCCCGAAAGACGACCACAAAAUUAGACAGAGUGAAGGCAGACAUGUGGAAGUUCAAAUCCCAGUUUGACAGGUUCAA
This is a messenger RNA of Synchiropus splendidus (mandarinfish), 3269 nucleotides long. RefSeq names its product solute carrier family 22 member 13-like. Gene Ontology annotation, cellular component: membrane. Gene Ontology annotation, biological process: transmembrane transport. The transcript has 10 exons. Bases 167 to 1753 code for a protein of 528 amino acids. NCBI's taxonomy places the organism in Eukaryota, Metazoa, Chordata, Actinopteri, Syngnathiformes, Callionymidae. Gene Ontology annotation, molecular function: transmembrane transporter activity. The record is from RefSeq and is a predicted model, not a curated record.